This is a messenger RNA of Hypoxylon trugodes, 1267 nucleotides long. RefSeq names its product glycoside hydrolase family 61 protein. The record is from RefSeq and is a predicted model, not a curated record. The transcript is spliced from 4 exons. Lineage: Eukaryota; Fungi; Ascomycota; Sordariomycetes; Xylariales; Hypoxylaceae. Bases 253 to 939 code for a protein of 228 amino acids.
AUCCGCAAACGCAGGGGUCGUCUUCCCCAUACCCGGUAAACGCAACGACAUAUUCCGUCUCGGUUUAGGCUUCGUGGUUGACCCUUGGCAAUAUCUCUAUAAGAUGGCGGUCUUCCUCGUCUUCGUGUUAGUUAGGUGUAAGUGCUGUGCCUUGUAUCCGUAGGCUUCCGUACUCACCUUCUUGGCGACCCUUUCCGCUGUCUAUUAUCUAGUAAUAUAAGUCAUAUUCACUCAAGAAUAUCAUCAGCAAAAAUGAAGGCUGCCACAGCAUUCGCACUUCUUGUGGCCGGCGCCCAGGCCGCUCCGCAUUACACCUUUCCCAAGCUUGCUGGCACGUCGGACUGGUCUUCGGUGCGCACGACGGCCAACUUCCAGUCCAACGGUCCCGUGACCGAUGUCAACUCGGACGCAAUCCGCUGCUACCAGCGGGACGCCGGUGGUGCUCCCGACACCACUCAGGUGAAGGCCGGUGGGCAGAUCACUUGGGUCGCUGCUCCGAACAUCUACCACCCUGGAGCUCUCUCCGCCUACAUGGCCAAGGUCCCUUCAGGCCAGACCGCCGCCGACUUCGACGGCAAGGGCAAGGUGUGGUUUAAGGUAUACCAGGACAUGCCGACAACCUCCGGCGGCCAAUACACAUGGCCAUCAAACGGCAAGGCCCAAGUGAGCUUCACCGUCCCACAGUGCCUGGCGGAGGGCGACUACCUUUUCCGCAUCGAGCACGUAGCUCUGCAUAGCGCGAGCGCGGCCGGCGGCGCCCAAUUCUACAUCUCCUGCGCGCAGGUUCACGUCAGCGGCGGCUCCGGCUCGGCCCAACCUAAGGACCUUGUCUCCUUCCCCGGCGCAUACAAGGCUACUGACCCCGGUCUAAUGAUUAAUAUCUACAACAACGGCGGCAAGGCGUACCAGCCCGCCGGCCCGUCGGUCUUUACUUGCUAGAUAGAGAGUAGACACUCAUUAGCCAAUUGGCUGUUUGUUUAGGAUUAUGACAAGCAAUCAGGCUUUUGGAUUUAUGAGUAUAUACCUAGGUAGUUAAGACAAGUAUAAUGAUAUCUUUGAAACGUUGUAUUACCAAUUAGUAUCGGCUAUCGAUGGUAGGAACACCAUCCUACCCGACAGCGCUACCGAGGAGUUACCCUUCAUGAUUGCAGGUAUCGUGUAAUUGGCUGGUUGGUGUAUAAUACUUCGCCCUCACGUGUCUUGGAAGUAUAUACCCCCUUAGGGUAUCAAUAAUAUUGGAUCUGUCUAGGUAAUAAUUAUUGACGCC